This is a messenger RNA of Pelagomonas calceolata, 892 nucleotides long. The record is from the annotation of a GenBank genome assembly. NCBI's taxonomy places the organism in Eukaryota, Pelagophyceae, Pelagomonadales, Pelagomonadaceae.
CCCGGCGCACCGACGACAAUGGCGGAAUGCCAAGGUUGCUUGUGUUUUCAGUGCGUGACGACGUCGGAGAUAGGCAUUAUCGAACGCUGCGGCAGAUAUGAACGGCUGGCGCCGCCCGGAUUGCGAUGUGUCUGUUGGCCGCUAGAGACAGUAGCGGGACGCAUUAGCCGACGGAUCCAGCAGUUGGACGUAGCCUGCGAAACAAAGACAAGUGAUAACGUAUUUCUAAACGUGAUCAUAUCCGUACAGUACAAAGUCAAAGAAGAAUAUGUAUAUGAGGCGUUCUACGUGCUCAAUGAUCCAUCGGAGCAGAUCAAGAGCUAUGUGUAUGAUGUAGUGCGGUCGACCUUGCCCUUGUUGACGCUCGAUAAAGCGUUUGAAUCGAAGGAAAUGGUGGCCCAAUCCGUUAAGAGGGAAUUAUCAGGUGUUAUGAGCGAGUACGGAUUCGUCAUACACAAUGCCCUGGUAACUGAUAUUUCGCCCGACGGUCGGGUCAAGGCUGCCAUGAACGAAAUUAAUGCCUCGAAGCGCCUCAAGGAAGCUGCUUUCGAAAAAGCGGAGGGCGAGAAAAUAUUGCUGGUGAAAUCCGCAGAGGCCCAAGCUGAAAGCAAAUAUCUAUCUGGUGUCGGCGUAGCGCGCCAACGAAAAGCGAUCGUCGAUGGCCUGCGGGAUUCGAUAUCGCAGUUCUCUGGUAAUGUCAAAGGGUCGACACCAAAGGAUGUGAUCGAUCUACUUCUCCUGACGCAGUACUUUUACGCGACUGGUUAUGUGGGAACUCAGCGCGGUACAGCGCAGUCUUCUCCCAAGAAAGAAGUCCCAUUGGUGGUGCUUUUCGCGACGGGUUGUUGCAGGCGCAGGCGGGGAGAAAUUAGUACUGAUUUGUUUAUUUAAU